CCGCUUGGGGCCCUCCCUCCACUGCCGGAAGGAGCCGUCGUCCCGGGCAACCACGACGUCCGGUUUUCAGUUUGGCGGCGGGAAACGGCCAUGAGUAAAGGCCGAGCGGAAGCUGCGGCGGGGGCCCCCGGAAUCCUCCUGCGGUACCUGCAGGAACAGAACAGGCCCUACAGCGCCCAGGACGUGUUCGGGAACCUGCAGAGGGAACACGGGCUGGGCAAGGCGGCGGUGGUGAAGGCGCUGGAGCAGCUGGCCCAGCAGGGCAAGAUCCGAGAGAAGACCUACGGCAAGCAGAAGGUCUAUUUCGCCGACCAGGACCAGUUUGACACUGUGAGUGAUGCUGAUCUCCAGAGCCUGGACACCAAGAUCGUGGCCCUCACAGCGAAGGUGCAGGGCCUGCAGCAGAGCUGCCGCCACAUGGAGGCUGAGCUGAAGGAGCUCACGAGUGCCCUGACCACCCCAGAGAUGCAGCGUGAGAUUGAGCAGCUGAAGGCUGAGUGCGCUGGCUUCGCGGAGAGGCUGCGGGGCAUCAAGGGCGCCCCCAAGCGUGUGACCCCUGAGGAGAAGGAGCAGGUGCACAGAGAGCGGCAGCGGUUCUGCAGGGAGUGGCGGACGCGCAAGAGGAUGGCGACUGAGCUGUGCGAGGCGAUCCUCGAAGGCUACCCCAAGAGCAAGAAACAGUUCUUCGAGGAAGUCGGCAUCGAGACAGACGAGGAUCAUAACGUGGCGCCCCCGGACCCCUGAGGGCCUCCCUGGGAACCAGUGGCUGCCCCAGCUCUUCCCAGUUGUCCGCUGCUCCGGCUUGGAGCUGAGUGGCACGGGGCGGGGGCGGGCGGGCUGGGCGGGAUGGGGACCGCAGGGCCGACUUAAGUCCCACUGUGAUGGUUUGUGAGAGCGUCACUGGCAGGCUUGGAGCAAGGCUAAAGGAACGCAUGUGAUGUUUAUUUCACUUUCAUACAAAAAUACUGACUUUCUUGCAGGCAGUCAGAUUUCAGGGGGCGCUGGGGCCCUCGGCGGUGAGGUUGGUGUCCCCAGCACCCACCCAGGGCUUCCGCCCCGCGCCCAGGGCAGACAGGUGGCCCUGGAGGUGUGGAGUCCCUAGCACACUGGAAGAGAAGGGAAGGCUGAGGGGUAGUCUGGAGGCCGGUUAAUUUUCCAAAGUUGUAACUAGCAAAAUUGUGUUGUUGGUGUUUAAAAAUAUAAGAUUUCCAAUAUGCA
Chinchilla lanigera (long-tailed chinchilla) is the source of this 1218-nucleotide messenger RNA. RefSeq names its product PSMC3 interacting protein (gene Psmc3ip). Gene Ontology annotation, molecular function: double-stranded DNA binding; recombinase activator activity. Lineage: Eukaryota; Metazoa; Chordata; Mammalia; Rodentia; Chinchillidae. The record is from RefSeq and is a predicted model, not a curated record. Gene Ontology annotation, cellular component: DNA recombinase auxiliary factor complex; condensed nuclear chromosome. The transcript is spliced from 8 exons. Gene Ontology annotation, biological process: meiotic strand invasion involved in reciprocal meiotic recombination; meiotic joint molecule formation; homologous chromosome pairing at meiosis. Bases 91 to 744 code for a protein of 217 amino acids.